GCGGGUUUCUUCUUCUUCCUCACCCCUGCAGCUCCCAAAAAAGAAGCCCAAGCACUGACUUCCAUUUCUUGAAAAAAUCAGCAAAAGCUUAAAAUUUUCCCUUCUUUUCUCAUUAAAGAGCAAAAUUAGGACUUAGAAAUCUUCCCCCCCCUGCAGAAAAUUUCAGAUCUGCUGUGUUUCUUCCCCUUUGUCUGUCCGCUGUUCUGCUGGGUGUGAAUCCUUCGGGAAUUUCGUCUCCGUCGGUCUCCAUACCCGCCAACUCCGGUUUUGGCUGCUGGAAAAAUUCUGGUAUGUUGAUGGCAUCUUUAAGUCCGAAAAUGGUUAAAUUGUUGAAUUGCUGCCCUGUUGUCCGAAAAUUUUCUAUUGUACAGGGGAUGAAUUCCGACAGCUUUUGAAACAUGUUUUGAAUUUAAUUCAUGUAGAAUUUUCUGUGAUUGGACUACUGUGAUGUUCUGUAUGCAUAGCCUGGUCUUAGUGUUGUUUUGCCAAGCUCGGUUCCUCCAUUUUGUCCGUUAGAAAUUUUCUGUUGAAAUGGAGGAAUUUCGGCAGCCUUAAAACAUGGGUUUUUAAGCUUGCUUAAUGUAGAAAAUGUUCUUGAUGGGCUGUGUAGUAUUUUAUAUGAAAAUCCCGUGAUUAGCUACUAUUUUGCCAAAAAGGAUUAAUUUAAUAAAGGCCCGGCUUCUCCAUCUUGUCCGUGAGAUUGGGAAACCAUUUAUAUAUGUAUUUGUGUAUAUAAAUGUAUAUAUACACAAUCCGGUCAAUGAAAAUAAAUAAAUAAAUGAAAUUGCUUAUAUAAUUAAUUCUUGGAUAUUUUGGUUAGGUUCUUGAUCUUUGGGGCACUUUAGUACGUGGAUUGAGUCUUUGGUUUUAUGCGAGUGAGGAAACGAAGUCAAGGACAAGGAAAAAUGAGGGGACUGACGAGUUAAAAGGCUAGGCAUCUUGUAAAAUGAACAUAGAUUUUAGAUAUAAAUCAUGAUCUUGUAAGCUAGACUUUAUUUGAAGAUUUUAUGAUAUUAGAGCAAAUUUUAAAAUUUUAUCUUCAGAUUUUGUGGUAUCAGAUUGUGGUAUGAUAAAGUUCAGAGCCUUGUGCAUUUGUGGGACUCUCUCACAAGUGUACGGCAUCUAUCGCGCCUCGAAUUUGGGUUUUGAGGCUUGACAUGCAUGAAAGGAGAGGGUCAUUGGGAAAUUUUUUUUUUUUUUGCUUUUUAGAAAAGUAAGCAGGAUGCCUGCAUCCAGAUUCCACAC
This is a messenger RNA of Rubroshorea leprosula, 1245 nucleotides long. NCBI's taxonomy places the organism in Eukaryota, Viridiplantae, Streptophyta, Magnoliopsida, Malvales, Dipterocarpaceae. The record is from the annotation of a GenBank genome assembly.